ACAGAAGGCAAAUUUGUUCAAUGUGGAAGAUAUAAAACAGGUUUAAUAGACAAGCCAAUGGAAAGAAUUCCCAAGAUUGGUGUUUAUGCAGAAGCAGGAGUUGGCCGAGCUCAUGCUGAAUUCAGUUUAUUAGAGGCAGAAGCCAAAGGACCAAAUGCCUCGGCCGGUGCUGAAGCAAGUGUGGUUAAUGUUGUAGCCAUGGCUCGGGCUGAAGUUGGCAGUGCAUCAGCCAAAGCUGGUCCAAUUGGUCUGAAGCUGGGGCUUGGAUUCGAUACUGGUGCAUCUAUUGGUUUGAAUGGUUUGGAGGUAAAAGUCCUGGGAACUGGAGUCUCAAUUGGUCCAAAAACCAGCGUUUCUCUUUUUAAUUCAGAAGUGUCGUGUUCAAUUAUGUAGUCACAUAGAUAUUGUACAGUACAUACAUUUCCUGUAUUUUAGCCCAUGACCCUGGUGUUGUCAGUACUAUUGUAUGUCCUACCAAUUCAGUCUUUUGUUUUCAUUAUGAAUACACAUGGAAAGUUUAUGAAACAGUAGAGCUGUAGCGCUGGCAAUUUCAGUGAACAGCAUUUAACAAACCAAAUGUUUUUGCAAAGUGUAAAAGAAAACAGAAACAAGUCAUUAGUAUGUCACAUACACAACUGCAAAGGCAGCAAAAGAUUUAUGUGUGUAUUAAGUACUAGCAUGCAGUAAAUGUGAUGUGGUUUUGCAUGAGGUCUAUAUAGUAGAUCUUAUGAGAUGAGUUCCAGUGUUUCAUGUUAUAUGAUAUCAUACAAUAUUCUCUUCUGUCACACCCCUGCGGUUUGGUCAGUUUACAUUGGGGACUCGAGAUGAAGACAAGAUGAUGCAGUGUUUCCGCUAUAUACAUUCAACCGUGGCGGCCCGCCACUCCUAAAACAUCCCCGCCACGCCUGCGGUUGUGGAUAGAAGGGAUACAGCAAACGAAAUCUCGUUGGAUGAGCACUGUUUUAUCCUAAUCCUUUAACCAAACCCAACUCUAAACCCAAAAUUUCACACGAUUGUAGGAUGUAUUUGUAUCCAAUUUAGCCAGAGCCGCUGUUUUCAUCCUAAUAAUCCUACCUCCAAAUCUAAUCCUUAACUUUUCGGCAUUUGCUGUAUCCCUUCUAGACAAAACUCACAGCGUCAGCUCGCAAAAAGCUACCGAAAUGUCCGCUCUGCGAGACUGGCUGUCUAGAAAUAAAUUCCUUUCUGGAUUUGCGUUGUUCACUCAUUUAUAAAUAAGUCUCCUAAAAUAUCAUAAUUUCCUCCAUGGGUUUAGUUUCAUGCACAAAGAGAUUUAAAUCAACAGAGGAUUAUUAAGCUACGUUUCUGUUUUGAGAAAUAAUAAUAAAAUAAAUAAGCCUAUACGAAAUAUUUUGCACUUAAAUAAUUAUUAAAUUGACAAAACGAAUAAAAAAGUAUUUGAGUUUCUGUUCUUUUUUUGCGACGCGCUCUAAAACCAAACCAGCAGAAAGCACGUCAUGUUUUUAAUGAUUAUAAAUAAGCACAAGGUUUUCUCCUUAUUGUGAGUUUACACAAAUAAAAAUACAUCAUUUGAAGUUUCGAAUGUUGUUUUACUUUUAUCUUUAUGACUAUAAAUUUAGGGUAAUUUAAGCUGCAAGGUCAUAUCACGCAUAUGAUGUUCACCGGCGCAUAUCUACACCAACACAGCGCAGGGCUGCGAGAAAAGACAUUAUUAAACUUUUGAUUUAACAUAUUACGAGUUUUUUGGACAUUCAUUUGGAAUCACUGUACUCAUAUUAUCAACUUAUCUGGCCAUUAGUUAUUCAGUAUAGGCUAUAAGCGCAGCGCGUUGCUGACCGCUCAGCUGUCAGUCAAUCGUCUGUGCUUUAGAUCGACACUCACAAAGUUUCACAUUAAAUGAUAAGAUAUUUGUCCAAAAACAAAAGGCUAAAUACUGAAUACUACUUAUAUGCGACUGCAAGACAUUAAUAGUCGAAUCUGUUUGUAAGGAAACUUACAUUAUUCCCGUGGAAGAGAAGAACGUUGGUAAUAGAAACUUGAGGCAGACGGUGAGACUGUUUUAUCUGUUUUCAGACGAAACAGCAGGGUCGGGGUACCCGCGGGUGAACCGCAUAAUAUUUGAUCUAACGGGUGUAAUAGGCUAUUUGCGUGUCAUUUGUGUUGUAGAUGCAGGUCGGGACUCAAUAGACAAGAGUAAAAUGCGGGUCUAAUAUCCAAGACCAAAAUUCGACUCGUUUUUAAAUGUCCCGUGCUUAUUUGUGUUUAAGAUCUGUCUGAAGACCGGUAAAGGUUUAUAUUUAACUGCGCGAUUUGCGGUGUGACCGGCUCGGGGUCACAGUCUUUAUGUCAAAUGGUGCGGGUGUGAAAUAAAAUUGCUGCUGAUGUCGGAUAACUGGUCGGUUGUUCUGUCAAUCACAGCGGUGCGGAUUAUCAAACAGGACUGCAUGACUUUGUAACAGCUCUGUACGCUAAACACGAGGACGAACUUGCAAUGCACACUACAUUAAAACUACAAUGAAGUAUCCGAACUACGUACGUAGCUGUGUUACGUUUUUUUAAGAAAAUACAGUUUAGAUCAAACAUAGAAAAGCAAUAUGCUAUAAAUAUAAGGAAAAGUAAAUGACAGCGUGAAAAUUAUAAAAAAUACAUGUUAGUUUACUGUAGCCUAUAUUCUACAAUAAAUUUUUUUUACAUUUAUAAUCCUCAUGGGCGCCCCCUGCCGCCACAGCUGAAAAAAAUCCUAGAGGAAACACUGUGAUGGUCACAACAUUGGUGGGUUCGCAGCUCCUCUCAGAUCAGGACAAAUUCUGAGAACAACUUUUAAGGUGUUUGCUCACACAUACAAUACAGCAAUAAUUAUACUCCAACAGAGAUCAGUUAACUAUAAGUCAUUACUUCAAGUUUUAUAAUUCUGAUUAGCAUAGCAUAUUGACAUUGUUUUCAGAAUAACCGCAAAUGGUUCAACUCAAUUUCCAAUUCAAGUAUGUGUGUGUGUGUGUGUGUGUAACUGGUAAUUAUCACGGUGUGGGGACAAGAUAGCAAUACCAGUAUUUUUGUGACCUUGUGGGGAGAUUUUGAGGUCUCCAUGAGGAAAGAAGCUUAUACAUCAAAAAGAAUUAUGUUUCUUGAAAAUCUGAAGUAGCAGAAAGUUUGCUGUGAUGCUUAGAAUUAUGGUUUGGGUUAGGGGACAGGAAUAGAUAUACAGUUUGUACCGUAUAAAAUGAAUUACGUCUAUGGAAUGUCCCCACAAAACAUGGAAACCAGAAUGUGUGUGUGUGUGUGUGCAUGUGUAUGUAUAUAUAUACUGUAUAUAUUCAUGUUUUUCUGUGUUAAAAUGUUUUCUGUAAACUACUAUAAUAAUUCCAACCAAAAGCUCAAAGAAAGACAAAAAUUAGCACAGCACCUUCCACCUCCAUGAUGAAGAUGAUGAGUACAAUGAAGAAGGGCUAUAUUAAAACAGUAGACCCUUACAUCUUUGUCUAUUUCUUUACUUUUCACUGAAAUCUGAAGUGCGAGUCUAGUGGUUUAUUUAAGGACAACACUCACAGAGAGAAGCAUACACCUGCUUUCCUGUAUCACUCUUUAAACCAACAAGAGAAAAAAGUAAGUAAGAAGGACCAAAGUGAUCGAUCAUCUCAUUAUAAAAAAAAUUAAAAUAUGUCUAAUCUACCUUUACCCAGAUUCAUACCACCAACACUGCAGCAUCUGCCAACUGUUAAGAGAAAGAGAUUUCAGAAGCCAUGGUUUACAUGUUUUCAUAAUUUCUGGAAUGUCUGUUAAUACAGGUGCAUCUCAAUAAAUUGGAAUGUUGUGGAAAAGUUCAUUUAUUUCAGUAAUUCACCUACCACACACAGACAUGUAGAGGAAUACAGUUGUCGUAUUCCUCUUGUUAAGCCACCCCUGAACCACAGACAAUGUCAGAGGCGUCUUACCUGGGCUAAGGAGAAGAACUGGACUGUUGCCCAGUGGUCCAAAGUUAGAUGAGAGCAAGUUUUGUAUUUCAUUUGAAAACCAAGGUCCAAGGAAGGGUGGAGAUGCUCACAGCCCAAGUUGCUUAAAGUCCCGUGUUAAGUUUCAACAGUAUGUGAUGAUUUGGCAUGUGUAUGUGCAAGGUCAUCUGCUUGUAUUGGUAACCACUAUAUUUUAAAAAAGCAAAGUCACUGCUUUUCAGAGAAGCUGAUUUCAUUUUCCAGCAAGAUAUGGCACCUGCCCACACUGCCAAAAACACCAAAAUUAAGUUAAAUGACCAUGGUUUUGGUGUACUAUACUCACCAGACCUGAACCCAUAGAAAAUCUAUACACCUGUUAUUUGGUUGCAUAAAAAUAAGCUUAUAUUAUAAAAAACUUUUAUGAUAAAGAUAAAUAAAUUAAACUUUUUAAAAUAAAGUGCCCUGAUUUCCAAAAGGAAUUAAGUGGAGGUCAUCUGCUGUCUGCCAUGAGAAAUAAACUUCAGCUUUCCUUCUGCCAUCAUAUCUUUUAAAAAAUAUAUUAAAGCAAAAUAUCUUGCAUCCCAUGCAAAAUAUUCUCACAAUUACAGUAGCGAUACAGGUUGUAGAUUUAAAGUGUGCCUUGUUUGGAGGUAUAACUCAUCACAUUCAUAUUAGUUGUUUGUUUAUUAGUUUUAGAGAUGCAGUUCUGUAUCAGUCUGGUUAUAUACGUAAACUGUGGUAAAUUCAACACGUUUAUAAGUGUUUCCUCCUUAGAAACAAACAAACAAACAAAAAAACACAUUUAACUCAUAAUGAUCACCAUUUGAACAUGUACAACUGAAUGUCUUCUGUAACAACUUUAUUUUCUGUGAAACCGAAAAGUAGCAGAAAUCACACCGCGGUUGGAAAAAUGAAAGUGAUAAUCAUGUGAUGAGACGUUGAACUUCUGGACACCAUCUUUUCUUUUCUUACACACUGGUUGUUCUAGCUCGGACUUUGCAGUUGUAAAAAGGGGGACGGUAAAAAAGUUGUCAAAUGCCUUCUCCUCUUCUUCUUCUGAUUUUUCUGUUCAUAAUUCAAGGAGUUUAUAGUGUUCAUGGGGAUUGGGGUGUAAAUUACAGCUCUUCAAACAUCUGUGCACUAAAGGGCUCAACAGUGAUGAUAAACUGCACUUAUAAAUACCCUACUGGACAUAAGAUCGACAGAGUGUUCUGGACUAAGAUUAACAGUGCUUAUCCUCCAGAACUGUCUAAGGACUCUGAAUACAGUCAGAGGAUUCAAUAUCUGGGAGAUAAACAUCACAACUGCACCAUCAGACUGAUUGUUAUAAAACAAACAGAUUCACAUGAGUACUAUUUCAGAUUCAUUACUGAUCAAAACAAAUGGCUUGGUACUCCUGGAGUGACUCUUAAAAUCACAGAUCUUCAGUUGGAGUCUUCACCAGGUGAAAGAGUUACAGAGGGACAUUCAGUGACUCUGACGUGUAAAAGCAGUUGCAUUCUGACUGACGGAUCAACAUUCAUCUGGUUUAAAAACACACAGAAAUUAAGUGAGAAAACAGACGGAAACAAUAAACUCGUUCUGCAGCCAGUUAAAAAAGAGGAUGCAGGCAACUAUAGCUGUGCUGUACAGGGACACAAACUCACAUCACCUCAUCGAUAUCUCAAGGUUAUCUACGCUCCAAAUAAACCUGUUAUCUCCAUCAAACCUGCUGGUGAAAUAAUAGAGGGUGAUUCAGUGAAUCUGACCUGCAGCCAGGGGCGUAGCAAGCUUUUUAAAAGUGUGGGGGAUGGAUGUAUAUCAUUUUAA
Messenger RNA from Paramisgurnus dabryanus, 5717 nucleotides. RefSeq names its product B-cell receptor CD22-like. The record is from RefSeq and is a predicted model, not a curated record. NCBI's taxonomy places the organism in Eukaryota, Metazoa, Chordata, Actinopteri, Cypriniformes, Cobitidae.